Molecule: messenger RNA, 720 nt
Organism: Botrytis fragariae
Lineage: Eukaryota; Fungi; Ascomycota; Leotiomycetes; Helotiales; Sclerotiniaceae
Exons: 1
Coding region: 1-720 (239 amino acids)
Source: RefSeq, a predicted model, not a curated record
AUGUCUUCCUCUCAAUCUCAUGGACAAGAUUUCGAUUCCGACGCCGGUACACUCGCCGUCAGCAACAGAAACAGCACAUAUUCCACCAAGUCAGCUAGUGCAUUCUCUGAUGAAGGCGACUUGAGCAGUGGUGCUAGCUACCACAAAGCCAAGCCCUCCAGCAAGUUUCUCAAUCAAGAUCACUUCGACGAUGUCAGCAAGGAUCUUGAACUCGGCACACUUCCAACCGUAAAUCCUCAAACUUUCCAAAAUACUACACAUAACAAGACAGCUCAUCGAGGCAAUUCUGAUACCUUUAUGAAGCGCAUGCGCUGCAGCAAGUGCUACGAUUUCUGGAUGGUCAGCAUCUACUCUGUUGGACUCUGUACCGCUAUCAUGCUGCCUAUUGCUUUGAUUUCAGUCUAUACAAACGAUAUCAAAUUCACAGUUUCAGUUGACAUGAAGAAUAUUGAAGUCGUCAACGGCACCGUCAAUUAUGGAAAUGGUACGACUGCCCCAGUCAGCGAUUUCAAUCUUUUUGGUUCGAAUCUCACGGUUGCGACUUGCAACUACAUCGAUGCUAAUGAUUUGUGUACGAAUAACACAUUUCACCAUAUUAGUAUCUUGUGGCCUUGCUAUAUUCUGUUUGUGAUUCUGUUGUAUAGAUUUAUCUGGGAUAUUGUUGGUGCUAGAUAUGGUCUGGUCAAGAUUAGACUUGGGAGAAGAAAUGCAAAUCAGUAA